Periconia digitata is the source of this 845-nucleotide messenger RNA. Lineage: Eukaryota; Fungi; Ascomycota; Dothideomycetes; Pleosporales; Periconiaceae. The record is from the annotation of a GenBank genome assembly.
UCAUGGUUCAUAUAACGGUUCUUCUGGUUUCUCCUAUCCAGUUCCUUGACCUGGGCCCCAUCGACCUUUUCGCCAUGCUCCGCCGUUCCUACUUCGAAGCCUGCAACCUGCCCUCCCCACUGUUAAACGUUGCGCUGCCCGAUGAGGAUUUCCAGAUUUCCUACGUCGUUUCUCCUCCCCUUGAAGAGGGCGAAGGCGUGAACGCAGACAAUGGCGAAGGGAAUGCAGAGACUAAAAGGAUUAACGCCGAUGAAUUACGUACAUGCGAUACAACUGCCUCUGUAUCAUUGGUCUCCACACAUGCCUUGACCUCUCUAGCGGUCGCACCAGGCAAAGUCGAUAUCCUCCUGAUCCCCGGUCCCCCGCCAGGUACACGACCCAGCGCUGCAACAUGCAAGUGGGUACAAGCCCAUGUGGAGGAGGGGAAGGUAGAUCUACUUACCGUCUGCUCGGGAGUCUAUGUAGCGGGAUUUUCGGGGGUUCUAGAGGGAAAGAAGGCGACGGGGACAAGAGGAGUCAUGGACGAUUUGAAGAAGUCAUUCCCGGGAACCGAGUGGUAUGAGGACAGGAGGUGGAUGAUUGAUAAUGGGGGAAAGCUGUGGACAAGUGGGGGUAUCACGAACGGUAUGGACAUGGUAGCUGUGUAUCUUCGCAAGAGGUGGCCAGGCGUGUUGAGCGAUACGGUUUUGGCCAUGGCUGACGUAGAAGUUCGACCACAACUUUACGGACAAAGCAAAGCAGGAUGGAUGGGUUAUUUUGGUUGGUUGGUUGUCCGCGCCUGGGUAGGGGGAUUUAUGCCGAAAAAAGGGUCGGGCGCCUCGGGUACCCGUCAUUGUUGUCACUGA